CAAUGAAACCUUUCCGAGGCUCCGAUUGGUCUGCACAGGUCACGUGACGUCUGCCGCGCAGAAGGAGACAUCUUUGAGCCCAGACAGUGGAGGUUCUCCACCGCACAAUUCUCCUUCAACCGGAGUUUCUGCAGAAUGACGGAUAAGGGCGAACAAAGAAGAAGCCCCAAUAGUUCCCUUCCCUCCAGACCGAAGCGCGACAAGAAGGCUGAGGCGGAGGGAUACUGGGAGUGCUCCGUCUGUACCUUCCGCAACAAUGCUGAGGCCUUCAAGUGCAGCAUGUGUGAUGUUAGGAAGGGCACGUCCACGAGGAAGCCUCGUCUGAAUUCCCAGCUGGUUGCACAACAGGUGGCUCAGCAGUUUAACCCCCCUCAGCCUAAGCCCCCGAAGCGAGAGCGAGAGAAAGGCGAGAAGGAGCGCGAGAACGGCGUAUCCAGUACCAGCACCAGCCCCAACAGUAGCGCCACCGUGAGUGUGAGCAGCAACAACACCACAACUGGUGUCAGCGGCGGGAUGGGCAAGAAAAAGGAGCACAGUGUGUCGCACACCAGCCCCACCAACACCAGCAGCAAUAAGAAAAUGAAAUACAUGCCGAGAUUGAAAAACGUGGAUCGCAGCACCGCCACCCACAUGGCCGUCACAGUCAACAACGUCACAGUUAUUAUCACAGACUACAAAGAAAAAGCCCCCAAAUCGUCCUCGGCAUCCUCGUCCAUAUCCUCUGAACCCCCCAGCACGGUCACAUCAGACACGCCCAGUACUAAUUCCACGGUUGCCAUGGCUGUCAACCCCCAGGAGAGCCCAACUAGUCAACAGAAUGGUGAUGUUGCAGCGAGAGAGCAGACUUAGAUAUACUUACUUGUCAAUGUGGUAUCUACAUUGCCAUGGUCAACAAUAACAUAGUCUACUGUAGUCUUGUCUUUGCAUAUCGAUUAUAAUGUGAAUUUUUUUUUUAUUCUAAGACUGAAAGUUGCAACAAGUAUAUUUUGUGAAUGACAUCAUCUGUAGAAGUAAAUGAGAUAGGGCGAAAAAGA
This is a messenger RNA of Branchiostoma floridae (Florida lancelet), 1034 nucleotides long. RefSeq names its product RING1 and YY1-binding protein-like. Gene Ontology annotation, biological process: positive regulation of DNA-templated transcription. Gene Ontology annotation, cellular component: nucleus. The record is from RefSeq and is a predicted model, not a curated record. The transcript has 4 exons. NCBI's taxonomy places the organism in Eukaryota, Metazoa, Chordata, Leptocardii, Amphioxiformes, Branchiostomatidae. Gene Ontology annotation, molecular function: DNA binding; transcription coregulator activity. Bases 136 to 849 code for a protein of 237 amino acids.